Aspergillus ochraceoroseus IBT 24754 is the source of this 3270-nucleotide messenger RNA. RefSeq names its product WD repeat-containing protein. Gene Ontology annotation, biological process: negative regulation of fatty acid biosynthetic process. Gene Ontology annotation, cellular component: cytoplasm; Cul4-RING E3 ubiquitin ligase complex. The record is from RefSeq and is a predicted model, not a curated record. Gene Ontology annotation, molecular function: protein binding. Lineage: Eukaryota; Fungi; Ascomycota; Eurotiomycetes; Eurotiales; Aspergillaceae. Bases 1 to 3270 code for a protein of 1089 amino acids. The transcript has 5 exons.
AUGACCAGAUCGCUGUACGACCGUAUUUGGCGCCGCGAGGCAGGGGAAACGUCGCGGUGGGCUAAUAUCCGUGGUCUUUAUGGCUCCAAAGAAUGGGUUGACAAUCUUGACAUUGUCAACGAGUUAGGGGGACAUACUGGCUGUGUCAAUGCCCUAAGUUGGUCGCGAUCCGGCAAACUUUUGGCCUCAGGCUCCGAUGACUAUCACCUGAACAUAUAUUCCUACCAGCCAGACUCGUCAACCGCUCCCUUUUCGUUGAACACCAGUGUUUACACGGGCCAUACCGGCAAUAUAUUCUCCGUCGCGUUUAUGCCGCAUUGCAACGACCGGACAUUAGUGACCGCCGCCGGUGAUUCUCAGGUACGGGUCUUCGACAUCGAAUACACCAACAGGACAGUUGCACCUCUGCCCUCCACACAGUAUCGGAAUCUCCCGUUGAAUGACUUCUUUAGCAAUGCGCGAUACCUCGGGGUGGGAAAUACCAAUGCGCGAAUCUACCGCAGCCACGCGGACCGUGCCAAGCGGAUUGUUACUGAAUCAUCGCCACAUCUUUUCCUGACAUGCUCUGAGGAUGGGGAAGUUCGCCAGUGGGAUUUGCGUCUACCGUCAUCUGCAUACCCCAAACCUCGGGGUGGACUAUUGUUCAUGGCUCACUCCCACGGCGGGCAUGACGACUCCAACGUGCCUCCUCCCUUAAUCUCCUAUAAACGGCACAGAGUGGAUCUGAAUACCAUCUCGUGCUCUCCAAGCCAACCGCAUUAUAUCGCGCUGGGUGGGGCGCACCUCCACUGCUUCCUUCAUGACCGACGCAUGCUGGGACGUGACCUUUCUGUGGAAAAAGGUGAUCCUGGCGCUUCACCUGGCAUAGGUGAUGAGGAGAGGAUGAAUCAGGCAACGCGAUGUGUGCGGAAGUUUGCGCCAAACGGAAAGCAGCGAACCAAGUCACCUUACAAGGGUCAUAUUACCGCAUGUAAAAUCAGCAACGCUAACCCCAACGAAAUGAUUGUGAGCUGGUCCGGCGACCACAUAUACAGCUUUGAUUUGAUUCGAAGUCCCGAUGCCACAGAAAUCCAGCAGGCACGCCAGUCGUUUACGCUGGGGAAGUCCCUUUCCCGUAGGAGGCGAGGUUCAAAGAACAGAAAGCGUAAGCGCCACAAUGGAAACUCAUUGUCUUCCAACUCUAGUGGUGGCCGGCGCAGAUCUCGUCGAUCUGAUGCAACGCAGGAAAAUGGUGAGCUUGCAUUCCGUGUCCGGUACGGAAAUGGCGAGGUAGAGAAUAUCUCCCUUCCAUCUCUUUUGCAAGAACAUGCCACAUCCGAUGCGACUUCGGCGGAAAUAUUAGAACAGGCAAGAUAUUCUGUGCUCUCCGAAGCACAAAAACAUAGCCUGCGGAUUGCCAAGGGUCUUGUUAAGCUGCGGAAAGCCCUUUUCUCACUGGAAGCCUCGGUGCGUGAAGAGGCUGAGUUGUCAAACCCAUUUUCCAUCAUGGCCUUCAAGGAAUCAUUCUCCUCUGUCCUCAUGCAAGCAGCGACGCUUUUGCCUCAGAUGGAAGAGGCCAUGCGCACGUGGGGAUAUCCGAUGAAUCCUACUCCCGAGGUUGUGCGGGUUCAGCAAGCUCUCCGUCGCAAUCGCGAGUCAUCAUAUAGAUUUAUCCAAGCCGCUGGGACGCUAGCCCGGGCUUUAGGCGGAGAGGCUCAAAGUCCAGGAUUAGACGAACGCGAAUUGGAGAUGUUCCAGCAAAUCAAACCUACCCCCGGAGAAGAUGGCGUGCUUAGUCGGAGAGAGCAAUUUGGGUACGAUUUUUUGAAGGCAAUAUUGUUGUUUGUCCAGGGAGGUCGAGGGUCUGUUUUCUCUGGGUUUAAGCACGAGUCCACUAAUCGGCGCCAUUGGAACCGGUUCCCUAUACCGGAAAAUGCCGAUGAGAGGGCCAUUGAGACAGUGUUGAUCCCAUAUUUGCAAGAGCUCGCGGACAGCACUCUUGUGGUAAACGUUGAUACUUCUAGGUUCGAGCAUGACAUAACCCGUGUGCUUUUCCCCUCCCAGCAUGCGGCAGUGGAUGCGUUUUCAUAUGCCCUAAACAUGCAAGAGCCGAUCAAAAAUCCCUCGGAAACGCCUGCCGAUAUUGACAAUCACAAUGGGAACUCCAACUCAGCCACCACCAGGGCCACCGAUCCGUCUACGUCUCUGCAAUUCUGGCUUCUAGAGGUUGGCCGCGGGAUUUUAAUGGAGGCGGGCACAGGCGUGAAUUUCGAGUUCGUCAAUCGGGCUUUCGGCGGAUUAAACGCUACCGUGGAAGACGAAGCAUCUGAGAGUGAAAUAGAGAUAGAGAGAUCCCAGGACGAUACGGAGGCGAACAUUGAGGAGGAGCCGAUUCAGGAUAUCAGCUUGACAAUAACUCGGGACCCCAGUCGCGACCUUUCACGACUCAGAGAUGAUGUCCAAGACGGCACGGAGACGCCCACUACCAGUAGUGUCAUGGAAAGCGAUGAAGACGAGAAUGGCGACGCAAUGGAAGAGAGUGAUGAUUUUGCAGCUGCCCUGGGCCUAAACUUUGACGACUCUUCGGACGAGAACGAGGACGAUGAGGACGACGAUGACGACGAUGAUGACGAAAAUGGGUUUGACGGUGAUAGCAGCGAUACAGAUCCUGCUGAGCGCAUGUUCAGAAACUACGGGUUCCAACGGAGUCAAAGAGAGGAGGAGGUGGAGGCCGAUGUCCCGUGCUCCCCCCAUACUAGGGUUUACACCGGGCACUGUAACGUUAAGACGGUCAAGGAUGCCAACUACUUUGGACUGAAUGACGAGUAUGUUGUGAGUGGAAGUGACUUGGGCCACAUAUUUAUCUGGGAAAGGGACACCUGCAAGCUGGUCAAUAUUCUCAAGGGCGAUGAUGAAGUGGUGAAUGUAGUGCAAGGCCACCCCUAUGAGCCAACCAUGGCAGUUUCUGGUAUCGACGAUACCAUCAAAAUUUUCUCGCCAGAUCAACGUGCCCAGGAGGACGCCCGCCGUGGUAUCAACAUCUUGGACCCUAGCAACCCUGCCAAUACGCUUGGACCGGGCUACGGUGGUCUCAAGAGUUGCAAGUGUAUGCAUGAUAGCUAUCGAAUCAUGAGCGAGAAUGAUGUUCAGCGACAAGGGGGCAUGAGCGAUGCAUUCAUCACGAGACACAUGCUGGCUCAAUUUGCGGCAACUGUACGUGAGCAACAGGGGGGGCUAGCCUCUGGAGAGAACGCCCGGAUUGUUUUGGAUGAAAAUUGUGCCGUGAUGUGA